UUAGACUUUGGGGGCCGUGUUACCCAGGAGUCGGCGAAGAACUUCCAAGUAGAGAUGGACGGGAAACAGGUGCUCCAGUUUGGUCGAAUCGAAGGUGGAGCGUACACACUAGAUUUCAAGCGACCCUUUUCUGCAAGCCAGGCUUUUGCUGUUGCUCUGGCAAGCAUAACACAAAGGCUCAAGUAA
Messenger RNA from Strongylus vulgaris, 186 nucleotides. Lineage: Eukaryota; Metazoa; Nematoda; Chromadorea; Rhabditida; Strongylidae. The record is from the annotation of a GenBank genome assembly.